UCUGCUGCCACACACCCUGCGCACCGCCGGUCCCAUCGCCAUUUUGCCUUCUCCGUCCUCGUCGCCAGUACUCUCGGGCUGCUGCCCACCGGCGACCGCUCGCCAGCUCGCCUCGAGAAUGUCGCCCGCCGCCGACAAUGCUCCCUCGUCCACAAAUUCCAAGCAGUCCUCGAUCCGGUCCGUCGACGUCGCCUCGUCAAAGUCACCCGUCCUCGCGCCUCAACAUGGCUCCGCCGCCGUCCCCGCUGUCGACAGCCUCUCUCGGCUUCCAGAGAAGGCGUCUAUCAAGGACCGCCUGACACGCAUGUUCUCACAGAAGGAGGACCUCCCUCGAUCCGCCCCUUUGUCUGCAGAUUCAGCUGCUACCUCGAAGCGCUCAACUCCCUCUGCUACACCUUCCACAGCUAACGGCGCGACUACCCCGCCAAAGCCCGUCGCGCCCGCCCGGAAACCCUCCACGACUGACGCGCCAGCGUCAUCCCGCACUGCGACAAGCCAGCGCUACAUUGUCAAUCCAGAUGUCCCCGGUGGCCACGAGCACCACUUGAAGGGCGCCAAGCGGCAGGAGAAGCUCUCCGACAUGUGGAAGUCACUUCUUGGCAAGAAGCACGAAGACACGCCAGCUGCCGAUCUCUCGCUCGUUUCCAACUGGGUCGAUACGAUCAAGCAGGAGAAAGAAGCCAUCGCCAACGACCGCAAGGGAGGACCCAAUGCGUCAACCACUCUCGUUGAGAAGUACGGCAAGUGUCAAGAGGUUGUUGGUCGCGGCGCUUUCGGCAUCGUCCGCAUCUCUCAUAAGAAGCUCGGCAACGGCGAGAAGCUUUUUGCGGUCAAGGAGUUCCGCCGCCGCCCUGAAGAAACAGAAAAGAAGUACAGCAAGCGCCUGACCGCAGAGUUCUGCAUCUCGUCGUCAUUACGUCAUCCCAAUGUUAUCCAUACGCUUGAUCUUCUCAAGGAUCAGAAGGGCGACUAUUGCGAGGUGAUGGAAUUUUGUUCCGGCGGGGAUCUCUAUACUCUUGUCCUCGCUGCUGGCAAGCUCGAGGUACUGGAGGCAGACUGCUAUUUCAAGCAGAUGAUGCGCGGGGUUGAGUAUAUGCACGAGAUGGGAGUUGCUCAUCGUGAUCUCAAGCCUGAAAAUCUUCUCCUCACUGCCCAUGGUGCGCUCAAGAUCACCGAUUUCGGCAAUGGAGAAUGUUUCCGCAUGGCUUGGGAGAACGACGCACACAUGGUCACUGGCCUUUGUGGAUCCGCCCCGUAUAUCGCCCCCGAGGAAUAUGUCGAUCGCGAGUUUGAUGCCCGGGCUGUUGAUGUCUGGGCGUGUGGCGUCAUUUACAUGGCAAUGCGAACCGGCAGGCAUCUAUGGCGUGUCGCGAGAAAGGACGAGGACGAGUUCUAUGAACGGUAUCUCGAAGGUCGUCGUGAUGAAGAGGGUUAUGGCCCCAUCGAGUCCCUGCACAGGGCACGCUGCCGCAACGUGAUUUAUUCCAUCUUGGAUCCUAAUCCCUCUCGGCGUAUUACCGCGUCGCAAGUCCUCAAAUCUGAGUGGGGCCGUGAGAUCAAGCUUUCCACUACCUAUAGUGAGUUCGACAACGAGUUCGACCACGAGUUCGGCAACGACUCGAUUUUCUGGAUCACCUACGAGGACAUGCUGGAGAAUUUCCAGCACGUCGAUCGCACUCGCCUUUUCAAGGACAAGGACUGGAGGAUGCGCCAGCGCUGGAUUGGCGUUGAGGCCCCGUGGAAGCCACAGUGGAACGAGAAGUUCACAUCACGCUCACCAAGGAGCCUCCCCUCGUCAUUGUCUCCAGCAGCUGGAUGGUCGCUACUUCAAGGGCCAUCGUCCCAUACCGAAGGGCUCGAAUAG
Molecule: messenger RNA, 1864 nt
Organism: Microdochium trichocladiopsis
Lineage: Eukaryota; Fungi; Ascomycota; Sordariomycetes; Xylariales; Microdochiaceae
Product: kinase-like domain-containing protein
Exons: 3
Coding region: 119-1864 (581 amino acids)
Biological process (GO): intracellular monoatomic cation homeostasis; protein phosphorylation; intracellular signal transduction
Molecular function (GO): ATP binding; protein serine/threonine kinase activity
Source: RefSeq, a predicted model, not a curated record